UUCUAUCGCCUAAUCACUUAUUUCUGUAUUACUCAUUCGCAAAGUUGCACUGGUUACUUGUACGAUAUUUGUUUUAUUGUUUCUUUUUAAUAUUAGUCAAAUGUCUACUUCUACUUCUGUUUUACAAAUAGGGCGUAGACGUACCAAGGAGAAUCAAUCCUAUAACGGUCCUCCUAGAAUGGGUCCCGUUCGAUAUAUUAGUCCAGCAUCACUAAAUCUUGAAUUUCUUCAUGAACAGAAUCGUGCCGCUCUCCAAAAGAAGGAUGCUACCAAGGUAGUUGAUCCAGCACCUGGUGUUGCUGCAAAAGGCAAACCUAGAUUAUUAUUGAUGGGUCAAAGAAGAUCUGGAAAGUCCUCGAUAUCUAGCGUGGUAUUUCAUAAGAUGCCUCCAAAUGAAACUCUCUUUCUCGAAUCUACCGCAAGAAUUCAAAAAGAUUCUAUGCAUUCCUUUAUGGAUUUCCAGGUUUGGGAUUUUCCAGGUCAAAUCGAUUUUCAAGAUGCUCAAUUCGAUGUUGAUGCGAUAUUUGGUGAAAUUGGUGCUUUAAUUUGGGUUAUCGAUGCUCAAGAUGAUUACUUGGAAGCCAUUGCUCGUCUCAACAGCACCAUUUACAACCUUCAUCAAUCUUUCCCCAAUAUCAACAUUGAAGUAUUCAUUCAUAAAGUUGAUGGUCUAUCAGAUGAUUAUAUGCUCGAUAUUCAACGCGAUAUCAUGCAACGAAUUCAAGAUGAACUCUCGGAUCAAGGAAUGGAAAAUGCACCUGUCAAUUUUCACCUCACAUCUAUCUACAAUCAUUCUAUCUUUGAAGCUUUUAGUAAAGUCAUUCAAAAAUUGAUUCCUCAUCUUGCUACACUCGAAGCUCUUCUCAAUGAUCUUUGUCGCAAUUGUCGAUUCGAAAAAGCAUACCUCUUUGAUGUUCUCUCCAAGAUUUACAUUGCAACCGAUUCUUCCCCAGUCGAUAUGCCUUCUUAUGAAAUCUGUAGCGAUUAUAUCGAUGUCAUCGUCGACGUCUCUGAAAUAUAUGGAUAUCAGCGAUCACCGGAAUACAUUACGAAAUUAGAAGGACCACCAUGGAAUAAGAAAUUGGAAGAGCAAAUCGCGUGUAAGGAUGCGGAAAGUGUCAUUGUACUUACGGCGGACAAGAGACCCAUUAUGUUGAGGGAGGUUAAUAAGUAUUUGGCGUUGGUGGCGAUUAUGAAGGAGGGGAGUUAUGAGAAGAUGCCGUUGGUUACGAUGAAUGUGGAGACGGUGGUGGAUGGGUUGACGAAGGUUUUUGAGAUUACGAGGCAGAAGAAGUGA
Molecule: messenger RNA, 1297 nt
Organism: Botrytis deweyae
Lineage: Eukaryota; Fungi; Ascomycota; Leotiomycetes; Helotiales; Sclerotiniaceae
Exons: 3
Coding region: 101-1297 (398 amino acids)
Biological process (GO): regulation of autophagy; positive regulation of TOR signaling; cellular response to starvation
Cellular component (GO): Gtr1-Gtr2 GTPase complex; nucleus; fungal-type vacuole membrane
Molecular function (GO): GTPase activity; GTP binding
Source: RefSeq, a predicted model, not a curated record